AUGCGCCAAUCAAAGCCAAACAUUGUUCCUUCAGCUUCCAUGUUCGCCCUCGUAGCGUUCUCCAUGAUGAUGUUCCUAACAGUAUACGAGAAGAUCCUCGUGCCUCUUUUGAGACGCGCCACGGGAAACGAAAGAGGCAUAGCGUUUUACCUUAGUGUGCUUGGUGCGGCUAGCUUUGCCAACAAUCUGUUGAUAACGGUUGGUGAUCGUUUAGCCGAGGCAAUCUCCGGGAAGACCUUAACAGCAGCCGCUUGGGCCGUUUUUAUUGGAUGA
Molecule: messenger RNA, 273 nt
Organism: Microthlaspi erraticum
Lineage: Eukaryota; Viridiplantae; Streptophyta; Magnoliopsida; Brassicales; Brassicaceae
Source: the annotation of a GenBank genome assembly